UCGAGCCUUCGAGGUUAUAGGCAAAAAACCGCGGUUUGCAUAGGCGGCAUAGGCCGUAGAUUUUCAGUGAUUUGCACGUGUAGGUGUGUUCGCACGUGGGACACGAUCCGCCUAAAUUUGGAACUUCUCUGGCACACUCUCAGUUUGAAUGAAGCGAACGAUGCAUCGGUUCGGUUAACCACAGUUCAUCAGCAUGAAGAACAAGCCGAUCCGUCACAAGGAGGCGAACGUCUUUCGGUUCAAGCCGUUCUCCGAGCGAGUGUCGGAGAUCGACGUCGACAUCUUCCACCGUGUGGCACAUCGGAACGAGGACGACGCCGACGAGGAGGUCGAGACCUAUUUUCACGAGACGCUAGUGAAAUGGAACGUUCUCAACCUGACGGACGGCUACACCACCUUCAGGAGGCAGGUGCGGGACAUCGUCACGCUGCCGCAGCUGCUUCACAGGAAGCAGCACGUGAUCGACAUGCUUAUGUUGUAUCUGAGAAAACGAGAUCCCCUGUUCCUGCAGCCGAUCUUGGAAUUGGUGAUAGCUGUGGCGAGAGACCUUCAGAAAGAGUUUUACGAUUAUUUCCCAGACUUUCUGUCCGAAAUAAUCUCCCUGCUGCAGACGAAAGACGCCGAGCAGGUGGAGUACACGUUCACCACUCUGGCGUAUUUGUUUAAAUUUCUAUGGCGAUAUCUGACGAGAAACGUGGAGACUGUGGUGCCCCUGCUGCUGCCGCUGCUGGCCGACACGCAGCCGGAAUAUGUGAACAGAUUUGCCGCCGAGAGCUUCGCAUUUGUAGUUCGCAAGAUCAAGGAUAAGGACUCUUUCCUCAAACUGGUGUUACGUAUCCUGGAGGAUAGACACGAAAACGACAAGGAAAAUGGGAUAUCGGGUUGUGGAAAGUUAUUGUUCGAAGUGAUAUCCGGCACGCCAGGACAGUUUCACUCCUGCGGCGAGCAGACGCUGCUGCUUUAUUUCAAUGCUCUGCAAGACGAGUCUGUCGACCAGAGGCUCACUUACGAAGUACUGCGAGAGAUCGUAACGUGCAUCCUGCAAAACGUACAUCCACAAAAAUGCGACAUCAUGUGGAAUGUUAUACUAAAAGUGAUGGACACGUUUGUCGAAAGGUCGAAGCAAUUGCCGGAAUCCAAUAUAAAGACACACGCUUUAGUUCUACUCUUGCGUCUCGUGCAUGUCGUUAUCAGCUGUAAAAACGGUAGGUUCUUAACCGACGCUGUGCCUUUGACGAAAAGAUGUACCGUCGUGAUGGACGCGUUGAGCGAGGACAAGAGUAUCUUGCAAGAAGUCAUCAACGUGUCCGUAGCCAUUCUCUUGGCGUCAAGCGUCAAGUUGAUGCAGGAAACCUCGAGUCAACUGUUGCUGAAAAUUAUGACGGUGAACGAUACCGAAUUAUUGUACUCCUCUGUGGAAAAUUUAAUACACUACUCGUCGUUCGAAACUUUGGUGUUGCCGCACGUGUUGCGGCGCAGCAUAUCCACUGGAUUAAGCAACAGGACGUUGCUUCUGCUCGCUAAAGUAAUCCUCGCGAAAGCGUCACCUUGCCUCAGCGGUAUUACUCUGGACAAAUGGAAAAAGUACAUUUUGGAUGUACGGAACAUCGGAAUGGACAGUAGUGGUUAUCUUCUGCUGGAAUUGAAAACAUUAGCCACUGACGCUGUUUCGCUCGACGCACUGAGAAUUUUGGUAAUUUUGCCACAUCUGAAGCCGUUACGCGAAGAAUUUAGGAAUACGUUGAAAGACGGCUUGUUAUUUUUAUAUAAAAAACUGCUGAAACACGAUGAUGCGGGUGACGCCGCGGAUAUUAAUAAAGCCGUUUUCGUAUUUUUAUUAACGUUGGAGUCGUUGAUACAUGUAUCGGAGCCGAGCGAUCUCCACGAAUUUUUCGUAAAAUCUGACAUAAAAAUAAUCGAUCUCGUUAACGAACGUCACGACAAUAGGUAUAUCUUAAACGCGAUAGAUCUCUGCAUGACGUAUUUUGCUGCGUCGCAGCAUCACGCGGACUAUAUAAAUUUAGCGUCGUUUGACAAAUUGAACGACAGUUUAGUGAAAAAAUUUAGUUCACCUUACGGCAACGUUCGAUUGACUGUAUCACACUUGUAUUCCCUGUUUUCUAAUGUCGAAGCUCUGAAGAGGCCCUCGGCGUCCGAUGAUGGCAAAAGUGCUAUGGAGCUUGUAUAUUUGGCGGAACGCGAAUCCGUGACGAUACAGAGCUACCGCGGCAAGCUGUUGCAUCUGCAAGCUCUAGGAUUUCAGAGUUAUGCGUUAGCCAAUCUCGAUCCGAGGUAUCACGAAUUUCCGUUGCGUUGCGUCGUAGGCAACUUGUACGUCAAUUUUUCUCUGCUCUGGCAGCCUGUGAGCGCAAUCGUAGCUAGUUACAGCAACAAGGAGUGCCCGCAGUUCUGGCCGACGUUUCUGGCCGAAUUGACGUCUAACAACGUACCGGAGGCCGAACCGAGAUCGUCGUUCAAUUGCCACGUGAUCUCGUCGUUGGAGAUGCGGAUAGCGAGGCACGACGACAAGCCCGAUUUCGAGAAUUACAGGAUCCUCCUCUGGAAGUGCAUGGCGCACUUCUCGCAUUACGCCGAGACGAAGAACAGAGACCUGACCGGAUUGUUCAUCGAUUUCGUGAAUGCGAAUUUCUUCAGAUCCAACUCCGAUGAGGGCAAGUGUUGCGACGUCGAGAAACGCAAGGAAUUGAUCGACGCGGACAACGACGUGGAUGACGAGAAGGACGAGAACGAGGAGCGCGACGAGGGCGAGGUAAAAGUCGCGCAAGCGGACGCGAUGAGGAGAAAUUGCAAAGUGAAACUUUUGCUCGCUCAGAUGGAGAUAUUCGACAAAGUGCAGAAUCCGAGAAUGAUGCACAGAGAAGCGGAGAUGCGUCAGAUCUACCUGGACUUGAUCUCUUCGAGAAACGCCGACAUACAGAGAGCCGCGCUGAACUGCCUCUUCGCGUACAAGUACAAGUACCUUUUACCGUACAAGGAGUCGCUGUACGGUCUGAUAAACGAGAAGAAUUUUAAAAACGAGCUCGCGCGCUUCAAGCUGGAUCGGGAGAGCAACAUGAUAGUGGAGGAGCAUCGCGAGAAUCUCAUGCCGAUCAUAAUGAGAAUUAUUUACGCCAAAAUGAUUGCGAAGACCGGCAUGAGGACCGGCGGGAAAGCCGGUGGUUUUGCACGGCGGAAGAUCAUACUGCGCUUUCUGGGCGGUGCGCAGGAGGAUGAGAUGAUCAUAUUCAUCAAAAUGGCAUUCAGAUCACUCAGGUCGUACGUGUUGCUGGAAGCGGACGAGGCGUUUGACUUGAGGAAGUACGUCGAGAAAAUCGUCGACACCAUCGACUUGAACAACGUCAUGCCGCCCAAACGCAUGCAGAGCGCCGUGAAUCUGUUGGCGAUAGUGAUAGAAGAAUUCGGCGGGAAAAUGUCGACCAAGUUACUGCCGCGUCUGCUCAGGAUACUGAUUUGCAUCCUGGCCGAGACGAAUGGAAUUCUGCGGAGAUCGGCGGAGGUUCACCCGGGAUACCUGACGACGAUCAAGACCGUGAGGACGAGCUGCGUCGGCAUACUGGCCAGAUUCUUCACGCACUUCGAGGACUACGACUGGCGGCGGCACGAGAUAGACGCGGUCUAUCACGUCGCGAUAUUCCCCCUGUUGCAGAAGCUGCCGGUCGAGGGUAUACACAGUCCUACGGCCCUGCUGAAGCUGUUCAUGGCGUGGGGCCAGAACUCGCGGUACUACCCGUUGUUCGCGAAGCAUCAGGAGGACGACGAGUCGGUCACUCCUCUCCCGUACAUCAUGCAACUCCUGUCGAAUCCCAAGACGCAUCAGUCCGUCGUGAAUGCCAUCCUGGAGAUAAUCGAGAAGAUGCUGACGCUGCAGGACUACGGGAAACUCAACGAAGAUGCGAUGCAGGUGGACACGCCGUUCUUGCCGCUGACGCCGAUUCUCACGAAUACGCUCGAGGUGGAGGAGAAGGUACUCUCGAGCGGGGUCAACUACGGCUCCGCUGUACUUCUGCCGCAUGUCCCUCGCGUUCUGGAAUUCAUCCGAGGCAGACUUCAAAGAUCCAAUAGGAAUAUAAACAGGACCGAGCUGACCAUACUGUCGCGAAUCUCCGAAUUCGUCACGGAUGCCGAGACGUGCGACACGGUGCUGAAGCUAAUAAUACCUGUGUUAAUCAGGAGGGCCACGUCCGGCGGCAAUGAGGAGGCUGUUACGGGACUGCUGACGACCGUCACGAAUCUCGUAAAAAUUGUGAAUCGCCCGGAGACUCACGCGCGUUCCAUCGCGCCGUUGAUCGGCCUCAUAUCGGACGUGCCCGCUCGCAAAACUCUUCUGCAGGUGUACCGUACCGUCGCCGAGAAGUCCGUGGAGGAUGAUCGCGAGGUGAUGACUUGUUACAAGAUUCUGGCCAUGCUUAACGCGUGGGAUCACAGGUGGAUCGAUCAACCGGACUUUCAGGAGAGACUGAACGCUUUCGAGCUGAUCGGCGAUAUGGCCAGGAGGAACGCGAUCCCGCUGGAGUUCGGCGUGACUGUGAUACACAACUGCUUUUACUUCCUGAAGACCGAGUCGGAUUUGGCGAUGCGAGACUCCUCCGGCGAGUGCCUGAAGCUCGUCGCGGAGGCACUGGCGAGGGAGCACCAGAGUAACGUUCUGAAUAGGCGUUAUUUGAUGGACGACACUAUCCUGGCGCUCACCAGGAAGGGUAUUGCGAGCAAGAAGGAAGCUGUUUACCUUCAAUCAAUAUCGCUUUUGGGACACAUGGCCCUGAAAUGCGCGGACGUGCAUCCCGUUUUACGGGACUUGUCCCUCCUUGCCAACGAGGCCGAUCCUGAGGUCGACUUCUUCGAGAACAUGCGACAUCUGCAACUGUACAGGAGAGCCCGCGCCUUACUCAAGUUCUGCACACUCGCCAAGACAUCGCGGGAGCCGUUUAAUCCUAAAACGUUGACGCAAUUCAUUCUGCCGCUCUGCUCGUCGUAUUUAUGCAACGAGACGUUCAUCCAUAAGAACAGCCUCGUUGACGCCGCUAUCGAGACUGUCGGAGUGGUGUGCAGGCUGUUACCGUGGCACCACUACGAGAUCAUUUUGAAGUACUAUUUGGGCAAGCUGAGAACCUCUACGGAAUUCCAGAGGCAAGUCAUUAGAAUAGUAGUAACGAUAUUAGACUCUUUCCAUUACGAUCUUUCGAAGUACAAACCGGUGGAGAAAAUAACGCGAACCGAAGCCACCUCGACAGCAACUGAAGAUAACGCCGCUCUUGUCGCUGAAACGGAAGAAGCUAAGGAAGCGAUCGGUGAAGAUGAGAACCGCGAAAGCACGGAGCAAGGAGAUGAGGAAAAAUUGGAGGAAGCGCUGAACGACGAGAAUGUUGAAGGUAUUGAAGAGAUAAUGGAAAAGGAUAAGGAAGAGGUGAUAAAGGAAGACUUACCGGUGAUUGAAAGGCAAACGCUACUUUCUCAAUACGGCGCGAAAAGGGUGGUGUUCAGUAUAUCGAAAGGCUUGUUGCCCCAACUGCAUCGAGCCAUCGUGGCGAGAACUCGGCAGGAGAGCAGUCAUAAAGUCAACAAGAAGAAAAUCGCCUCCGAGACGGAGGAGGACGAUUUACUGAGAGUUCCCAUUGCCCUCGCGCUUGUUAAGUUGCUGCAGAAAAUGCCCGAGAAUCUUCUGGACGCAAAUUUGCCAGGAAUCUUUAUGAAACUGUGUACAUUUCUCAAAUCACGUCUGGAAUCAGUUCGACGUUCGACUCGCGAGACGCUGCAGAAAAUUAUGAUAACUUUAGGACCGAAGUAUCUCCAUCAUCUUUUGAAGGAAAUGAAUACACUGUUGACAAAAGGCUUCCAAGUGCACGUUCUCGUGUACACAAUACAGGCUGUGCUAUUCGCGCUGAAACCUUACUACCAGAAACGUGAUAUUAAUAAUAAUUUGCAAAGCAUUCUAUCUGUGUGCAAAGUGGAUCUAUUUGGAUUGACGGCAGAAGAAAAGGAGGUAGCUGGUAUUGUCAAAAAUGUGUCAGAGGCAAGGAGUACCAAGAGCUUUGAUAUUUUCCACAUCUUAGCGGAGUUUAUAACAGAAUCUUGCUUACUGGACUUAAUUCUGCCGUUGAAAGAAGUCCUAAUGAAGACGCACUCGCAUAAAACGAUACACAAGAUUGUGGAAUGCCUCCGAAACGUAACUUUGGGAUUGGCGGACAACGCUUAUAUACCGUUAGAACAAAUGCUCGUAUUUCUCUACGGUAUCAUUUCGGAAAGCAUACCAAGCCUUAUGCCCGAAAAGGAAGGUAAAAAUCUCGCGGAGGAGGAACGGAGGAAGGAAACGAGAGGAGCUUUGACGCAGCGAUCGAAUUAUUUUCUCGUACCACCGGAGCCGAAAAACAGGAUGGGCAUUAAAGCUUCCGCAAAAACUACCAAGCACGCCAACGCUCAUGUAAUGAUAGAAUUCGGCCUGAAACUGCAUCACAUAUUGUUGAAGCGGGACAAGGUCGCCGGUGUGGAGUACAAACGUUACCUGGAACCGUUCGUGUCGGUUUUAAGCGAUUGCCUGAGAUCCCACCACGUCAAGCUGUGCACCGUGGCAUUGCAGUGCUUGAAUUGGAUGCUCAAGAUGGACUUGGAAUCGAUGCGCGCAGCGAUAUCGGACAUCUGCACCUCCAUGUUCGGUAUUUUGCACAAAUACGCCGCCGCGGGAUUGAGCAAGGGGGACAACUUCGAUCUUGUGACGGCCACGUUCAAAUGCAUGUCCGUGGUCGUCCGCGACGUGAAGUACUUCAGCAUUGAUGCCGACCAGCUGAAGAUACUUCUCUUGUAUGCGGAGCAGGAUCUACACGACAGCGAGAAGCACGCUACCGCGUUCACCUUGCUCAAGGCUAUAAUACAUCGAAAAAUGAUUAUCGCCGAGAUGCACGCCGUCAUGGAGAAGGUGGCGAUGCUGAGCGUCACCUCGGAGCUGGAGCACGUUAAAUUGCAAUCGCGCUCGGUGUUCUACUCUUAUCUCAUGGGCUAUCCGCUUGGCAAGCACUUGAACAAACAUAUAUACUUCUAUCUCACUCAGUUGAGUUACGAGACGCAACCGGGCCGAUUGAGCGCGCUGGAAAUGAUCCACACCAUCGUCACGGGAUUCCCGUUGAAAACGCUAGCCACAAGAGCGGAAAUGAUAUUUCUGAUGACCGGCGCGAGAUUGAUAGACGACGACGAUCCGACCUGUCGCAAACUUUGCGCGAAAUGUAUAAAAGAAAUACUUACGCGGAUAUCGUCCAAUGACAGGAAUAAGCUGUUCGACAAGUGGCCGAUUCAAUGGCUGAGCGAUUCCACAAUAAGAUACCGAACAUUGGCGGCACAGUUAUGCGGCAUAUUCGUGACGGUCGAGCAAAAUGAUUUUGACUCGCGCCUCCCUCAGCUCUUGCCGUUGUUACUGAAGCAGUUUUACAAUCACUUCUCUGUUUCCGACACCGUGGAAUUCUCAAAAUACCCAAUGUUACCUAAUGCAAAGCCGAAUGAUCCCAAUUCGAAGGAUGAAAGAACGAAAGAUCAUCAUAUAAUUCAAGUGUUACAACUGCUACUGAAAAUAGCACGUUACACAUCUUUUCUCACAAAUGAAAAGUACAAAAAUUCCAUUGACUGUUUCGCCGAAUAUUGCCAAUCAUUGCUGGCGCAUCCGCAUCUGUGGGCUCGAUUAGCGGCGGCGCAAAUGAUUGGUUUUGUUUUGGCUGCCCUUGACGUUGAUAAAGUCGUGGAACUUUUAAAUAAUCCAGAGAGCGAUGGAGUACACGAGGGCUACUUGUACUCGAGGCCCGGUGAAACUCUGAAGAGCUUGAUUCUAGACUUAGUGGCUCAACUUUAUCCGGAUAUGACAUUCGAGCAGUUAGCGGAUCAAGUUGUGAAGAAUCUAAUCUUUAUUGCAAAAAUGUUGAACUCGGUCGAAGCGUCCGCUGCGAAAGAUGAUGAGCAAGAUGACAAGAAUAAGGCGGCAAAUAGUAAUAAUUUGUCUCUUCUUUGGCUUAUUAGAAGACUGAGAAAAGCUGUUAAUAUAGAAAUAACGCAAGCUCCCAAAUCAACAUCAGUGAGAACUGCAACGUUUAAGUUUAUUGCGGGUAUAGUAACUACAGUGCCUAUAAAGAAUCUAAAUGCGAUACUUUUUAAUAUCAUGUCUCAAUUGGUACGGGAAAUGGCUACAACGGAAGAAACGAACGCUGAAUUACGUCGACUUGCCAAAGAAGUAGCUGCCAUGAUUAAAAAGUCUAUAGGAAAUACGGAAUAUGUCAAAUUAUUAAAUCGAGUGCAACAAAAAUUGGACAUUAAGAAAGCGGAAAGGAGAAAAGUUCGUGCGCAACAGUUUGUGAUUGAUCCUGAUCUAGCAGCUAAACGUAAACUGGGUAAACAACAAAAAAAGAAAGAGGCUAAAAAAAGAAAAAUGGAGACUAUAAAAGGAAACAAAACAGUAAAAAAACGUAAAAAAAAAAUAGAACUGGAUAACUUGUAAUUAUACUGUAUUAUAAUGUAAUAUAAUUUAGAUUAAAAAAUU
This is a messenger RNA of Wasmannia auropunctata (little fire ant), 8533 nucleotides long. Its product is annotated as small subunit processome component 20 homolog. The record is from RefSeq and is a predicted model, not a curated record. The coding region runs from base 194 to 8491 and encodes 2765 amino acids. The transcript is spliced from 8 exons. Lineage: Eukaryota; Metazoa; Arthropoda; Insecta; Hymenoptera; Formicidae. Gene Ontology annotation, cellular component: nucleolus; 90S preribosome; small-subunit processome.